AUGGAACCAUCUAACCUCUCUAGUUUUCUCAAUACAAAGUUCUUUGAAACUGAUGUUUUAAAAGAAAAUGUAGAAAAAACUCAGUAUGAUAACGUAAAACGUAAAACAAAAUUAUAUUUAGAUAGCAUCAAAGAGAAGUUUCUCCAGGAUACAUCAAGCUCAAAAAAGACUCCAGCCAUUAAUAAAAGUCUAUUCAUUCAGAAGAAUGCUCUGUUUAUUCAUAAAAAGUCAAAUACUCCUCAAAUAUCAAGAAAUAUUACAACUAGUAAAUGGUCUAAUACUAUAGACACAAUUAUUUUUGCAAUUUUUGAAACCCCGAAUACUUUAUCAAAUAAAAUUGGUAGUUGUAUUGUUAAUUUUAAUACUGGGGAAUUAAUUUUCUCUGAAAUGAUUGAUACUUCAAUUUUUAUCAGAAUAUUGCAUAAAAUUCAGGUUUAUGAACCAACCUUUAUAGUUACGCCUAGUUCUUCAUCCUCCCCUUACUAUUCAAAACUAAUUACCAUUUUAAAAAAUAAUAUUCCAGAGUGUACUAAAAUGAAACAUAUACCAAAUAAAACAUUUUCUAGUGAAAAAGGCUUCGAGUUGAUAAAAGAACAUACUAUUGAAAAGGAAAAAUUUGAUUCAUUAUACGAAGAAAUUCAUGAAAAAAAAUAUGCUCUUGCUGCUGUAUCUGGAGCCAUGUGGUUCAUUAUGAAUAAUUUUGAUCAAAAAAUAAGCAAUUCUACUUUUGCUUUUCGGUAUUUUAGAAUUCGUUUUGAAAAUCCGGAAGAUACAAUGCUAAUUGAUUCUCAAACCAUUCGCACCCUUGAAUUAGUUGAGAAUAAGAACGAAAAAACAGGUCUUUCACUUUUCAGUUUUCUAAAUAGCACUUGUACACCAAUGGGAAAACGAUUAUUAAGAAACAAUAUUUUACAGCCCCUUACACAUCAAAAAAAUAUUAUGUUGAGGUUAGAGUCUGCUUUUGAACUUGCGAAAAAAAGAGAUAUAUUAACAGAUACGACCAAAGAGUUAAAAACAUUUGAAGACUUGGAUAAGCUUUUUUCUAAAUUACUAUUUUCAAAUAGUGUUAGUGGAGUCGUAGAUCAAAAAAUAAAUUAUAUUUUAGCACUCAAAAAAACGAUUCUUUCUUCAAAAAAAAUAUAUUUAUUAUUUGAAGCUGACAACACCCAGUCUAAUCUUCUAAAAGAAAUCAGAAAUAUAUUAUCCAGUGAAACCCUAUUGGGAAUAACAGAUUUAGUAAACACAUAUAUCAACGAAGAUUGUAUUUGGGCUAAUAAUAGCUAUGAAUUACAGAAACAAAAAUGUUAUGCAGUAAAAAGUGGAUCUAAUGGUUUAUUAAAGGUGUCAAGGGAAGUUUACAGAAACAUUUUGAAUGAAAUUUUGGAAGAUAUAAAAAUGUUAAGUACUAAAUAUCAUCAUAAUAUUGCUCAUGGAUAUGAAACUAAAAGAGGCUUUUUUCUAAAGAUAAAAAAACCGGUUAAUUCAAAAAUUAUCGAUUUACCUUCAAUCUUUAUUAACAAAAGCAAUAAAAAAUCUUAUAUAGAAUGUUCAACAAUAAAUUUAUUAAAAGCUAAUGCUAGAUUACAUGAAGCUUUUAACGAAGUGUUACUUAUUAGUGAACAAAUCAUUGAUGACCUUUUUGACAAAAUAAAAAAUAAAAACAUAUCUUCCUUAUUCAUGCUAGCAGAAGCUAUUGCUAUGUUAGAUAUGCUUUGUUGUUUUGCUAGUAAUACGAUUAAAUAUAAAUAUUGUAAACCUGUAUUUGCUGACUUUUUAUAUGUAAAAAAGAGCAGACAUCCCAUUUUAGAAAAUCAUAUUUCUCCAUUUAUUUCUAAUGAUAUACUGAGUAUUAAGGGAAGUUCCAAUUUUCAUAUUAUCACAGGUUGCAAUGCUAGUGGAAAAUCCGUUUAUCUUAAACAGAUUGCGUUACUCUCGAUCAUGGCUCAAAUAGGAUGCCUGAUACCUGCAACUUCAGGAACCCUUCCUAUUUUUAAAAAGCUUCAUGCUAGAAUUUGUAAUGAUUCAAUGGAAAUCAAUAAAUCCAAUUUUGCUUUUGAAAUGAAAGAAAUUAUAUAUUACCUAGAAAACAUAUCGUGUGAUUCCUUACUUAUUAUAGACGAGUUAUGCCGAGGAUCAGAUAUAAACCAGGGAUUAGCAUUAGCAUUAUCCAUAGUUGAAUAUAUGCUGAAUAUUAACAGUACAGUAUUUUUAUCAACCCAUUUUAUGGAACUACCAAACUUUUUUAAAACCCGGAUUUCCACUAUACAUCUUAAUAUGAAAACAGUAAUUGACCAAAACAAAAAAUUAAAAAAAUGUUAUAGUCUCUGUAGUGUUAUUUCUGAAAUAAAGAAUUAUGGAAUUCUUUCAGUUUGUAGUGUAUUAAAUGCUUCUAUUAUUGAAAAAGCUUACAAAAUAACAAAUCUUCUAUCUAGCUCGCAGAAUUCUUCACAUUUAUUAACAGAUUGUGCUGCAUCUGACAAAGGAACUCUAAUUAAAGAAAUGAAAAAAAUCAACAAUACGAUUUCAGUGAUAUUUUCCUUCUUGUCGGCCAACGAGACAAUUUCUUCCGAUGAUAUAAAAGACAUACAAACUAAGAUUAUAGAAAACAUGUAA
This is a messenger RNA of Arxiozyma heterogenica, 2613 nucleotides long. It is a transcript of the gene MSH4, whose product is annotated as MutS family protein MSH4. The record is from RefSeq and is a predicted model, not a curated record. Gene Ontology annotation, cellular component: nucleus. Gene Ontology annotation, biological process: reciprocal meiotic recombination; mismatch repair. The coding region runs from base 1 to 2613 and encodes 870 amino acids. Gene Ontology annotation, molecular function: ATP binding; ATP-dependent DNA damage sensor activity; mismatched DNA binding. The transcript has a single exon. NCBI's taxonomy places the organism in Eukaryota, Fungi, Ascomycota, Saccharomycetes, Saccharomycetales, Saccharomycetaceae.